Messenger RNA from Sycon ciliatum, 4606 nucleotides. Its product is annotated as protein lingerer-like. The record is from RefSeq and is a predicted model, not a curated record. The transcript is spliced from 2 exons. Gene Ontology annotation, biological process: protein dephosphorylation. Gene Ontology annotation, molecular function: protein tyrosine phosphatase activity. NCBI's taxonomy places the organism in Eukaryota, Metazoa, Porifera, Calcarea, Leucosolenida, Sycettidae. The coding region runs from base 527 to 3610 and encodes 1027 amino acids.
GUGUAGAAUGUACGGGCACUUGAAUGUCAUGAUAGGUCUGGUACGUGCUGAUGUGGUUGAACAGUGAAAGAGAUCUUGCCUGUUUUUACCUGUACUGGUUGACGUCGUGAGUUCACCAGCCGACUGCAUGCAGUCAGAUAAACAAACUGCUCCGACGCGACUUGGUUCGCCUGUCAGGCGUCCUUGUGGACGAAGCUGGCAAAAACGAGCGCCUUUCUCUUGUUUUGAAUACUAGUACAGGGGAAACUAUCCGCCUGGCGUUUUAGUAGCACGUCAAAUUUGUUUUUGCCAGGCCCAAUUGAGUACCGAGUGCCGCGACGCCGACAGUCAAGUGCUUGUAACUAAGUUAGUUCUUCUCCACAAUUCUUAAUUUCUGCCGGAGCCUUUUCCAUUGAGAAAAGAGUAUAAUCUAGAAUCCGUGAAUCUGGAGAGGUUUGGAUUGCUGACGUGUAUCCCAGCGAGAAGAUUGAGCAUUGCUGCACUGUGGCUACGAAAUAUAUUCAGGAGUUUCACAAGCAGCUGAAGAAUGGUGUCAGACGAAGCUCAUGAGCUGUGGAGUCGCCUCGAGGACCUGGAGUUCUCUCUGAGAAAGACGUGCCCGUCCAACGUUGGCAAGGAGAACGCGCCGCUGAACCGCUACAAGGACAUCUUGCCGUACGACAAUUGCCGAGUGGUGCUGAGCCCCGCGGUGGGCGGCUCCGACUACGUCAAUGCGUCGCUGGUGCGGGCCCGCACGGACGGCAUGCCCGACGCCAUCGCCUCGCAGGCGCCGCACAACGACAGCGCCUUUGCCGGCUUCUGGGCGUGCGUCUGGCAGAACGGCGUGACCGCCAUCGUCGUCCUGUCCAACAUGAUGGAGAACGGGCGGGUUAAGGUGCACCGGUACUUUCCGGAUACGGUAGGACAGUCGGUGGAGCACGGAGCCACCGUCAUCACUCUCGUCGCCAAGGAGGCGAACGGCGAUGUGAUCACACGGCGCAUGUCACUGGCGUGCCAGAACGCGGUGCGCGACGUGGUGCACGUGCAGUUCACGGGCUGGCCGGACCGGAAGGUACCCGAGUCACCGUCAGUCCUGCUCUCUCUCAUCCGCCUGGUGCGCGGCACGUUGCACCGACAGCGCGUGUCCCCGCCGCCCGGCUCCAGCGUGCGACCAUCGCCACUGCUAGUGCACUGCUCUGCCGGCGUGGGCCGUACGGGCACCUUCCUGGCGCUCAUGGAGAUGAACAUCAUGCUGGAGCGCAACCCGGCGGCCGGCGUCGACAUCAUGGCCGUCAUCAGUCACCUGCGCCGCUGUCGCACCCGCAUGGUACAGACCAACGUGCAGCUCGACUUCCUGCUGGAGGCGCUCGCGCAUCUCCGGUCGUUCGGCACCUCGGCCGGUCGUGCGGCCGGUGCAUCAGGCGCAGCGAAGGGCGUCGGUGCCAGCAAUAGCCAGCACGCCAUGCAACUAUCCAACACAGAGCUGCAGCAGCGGCGUGCAAACAUGUCCCGUACCAGCGACGGCGCGGGUAAGCGUGGUCCUGUUCCCGCCGCCACCCCUGCCAGUUCCAUGUCCAAUGCAUACGCUAAGCCCAGCACAAACGGCGAGGACUUGUUCGGCAGCGAUCCGUUUGGCGACAGUUUUGUCCAGCUGGGCAGCUCGGCAGCACCGUCGCAGGCAAACGCCGGCGGAAAGUGGUCAGCCGCGACCGCUUUAUCGUCUGCAUCGACGGCCACGGCUGCUGCUGCUGCUUCGGAACAGGCGCACAGAAACCGUAGCUCGCCAUGGGACACGCCCGGCGUAUCUGGACUGCGCCCGCAGGCACGGGCAAGCGCGCAGCCGGGCGCGGGUUCUACCAGUGCCUUUGCGGCGUCCGACUUUGCCAGUCCUCCGUCCAGCCUUACCGCUACGUCCGCGGCGGCCGACCAGAGUGAGUCACUCAUCGCCCUGUGCGGUAGUCGCUCACAUUCCAUGACGGCUGCUCCUGGAUUAGGUGGCUUUCUGCCCACCAUUCCCAGUGCUACAAUGACGCUUGGUGGCGGUGGUCCUGUUGCUUCUUUGGCAAGUGAUACGACCCUAUUUUCUUCUACCAAUCAGUCGACAUCAUCAGCAGAUCCGUUCGCACCACAGCAGCAGCAGCAGCAGCCUCUGCAACAGACUUUCUCUCACAGCAACUUUUCUUCUCGCGGCAGCAACCCGGCUGCUCGGGACCUGUUCGACGCGGCCCCGUUCUCGUCUAUGCCUGCUCCUGUACAACAAGAGCAACAACAACAGCAGCCGCUGAGCAGUGGCUUUCCGGCACCUUCCACUCAGACUUCCAUGCCAUCCGCAUUCAGUAGCAAUCCUUCGCAAUCGAUGGGCAUGGGUACCAAUGCGUUUGCGUCAUCGUCCCACUUCCCAGCUGGCCAGCAGCAUAGCGUGUUUGGUUCCGCAGCACAGCCAGCGCUCUCUAACCCAGCCCUGUCCAGUCCCUACGCCCAGUCUAAUUCGCAGCAGUCGGGCCACUUGCCCCAGACGUCAGCAGCAUACAGCCAGGCCGGUUCGGCUCCGAAUUCCACCGGCAGCAUGCCGUUUCCCAGCGUGCAAGGUGCAGCUAACACCGGUUUUCCUGCCGUCAGCCAGCACCACAUGCAGCCACAACAAGCGCAGCAGUUUCCAACAUUCCAACAACCGCUGCAGCCAGAACAAUCCGGCUCUUUUCUACCCAGCAUUGCAGCGGCGACUAGUAGCCCUGCGUUCUUCCAGCAGCAGGGAAUGUCUGGAUGCCCUGCCAGUGGUGGUGCAAGUGCAUCCGCCUCGUUACCCGCUACCGGUCUGCCUUCCAUGCAGGCGUCGGGCAUGGCAUCUCCGCAGUUUGCACACGGCGUCGCUGGAUCUGCUGCUGCUGCUGCUCCAGCGGCGGCAGCCGUGGGUCAUUUCCCGUCUAGUCAGCGCACUCCGCAGACGGCGAAUCUCUUCUCCUCGAUCGGCACGGAUCCGUUCUCAUCGGCUGGCAACUCUCCCAUGUAUCCGCAGCAGCAGCAGCAGCAGCACUUAUCCUAUAGAGCCCCUCUCCAGGGAAACACGGGCUUCAGCAACGACCGGCAAGGAGGCGGCGGCAGUGGCUGGCAAGCAGCUGGCCAGACUUCAACCAACUUCCCUGCGGCGUCGACCGGAAACCCUUUCGGCGGUGUAUCGCCUGCAGCUUCGGCUGCUAAUGCCAAUCCCUUCUCUAUGGGCACUGGACAGGCAUCACCACACUCAGGCAUAAUGGCUGCCUCUGCUUUCCCCACUCCUGGUCACCAGCAACAACAACAUUAUCAACAGCAGCAACAGCAGCCGUCACAGUGGCCAGGCCAGUCGCCGAAUCCUCAAGACUCGCUGAAUCCGUUUGCAAUGCACAGUAUGUCUGGUGCCGGUGCCGCAGCAGCAUUGUCGCCGUCACCUGCCGGCCCCGUUGCUAAUGGAUACGGUGGCGGCGGCGGGAGCAUGACACUGGGUGGAGCUGCUCAGACUGUUGCUGCCGCUGGCGCUUUCCAGACGCAGCAACAGCAACAGCAGCAGCGCCGCUUUGCCAUGGCGUCCAAGCCCGUGUCCAGUAGCUCGGAUCUUCUUGGAGAGUUCAAUAUCGGCUCGAUGAAAUUAGUAUGAAGUGUUCGUCGCUGUUGCCCACUACUCCCCCUUCCCCUGCCAUGGUGGACAGCUACCAUUAUCACAGGAAUAACGGCACCAAAGCUUAGUAGUAAUGGCGGCAGUGGUGGUGGUGGUGGUGCCAGUUCUAGUUGGGUUUCUUUCAAUGGGCACUACCCCAGGCAGGCCAGGCCAGGAUACGGGCUGAUAUCAGCUCGACACACCGGCCGGCUAAUGCCUCUCCUGUGAAUGAUAGAUAAUAGUAGUUUCUUGCCGGCGCUUCUCCUUCUGGUUUUUAUGCUCUUCGAAGAUACGUUUCUCUUGCUUCUCUUCCGCCGCUUGCAUGCGGUGAUUACGUGCUGCUCUUUGUUUACCCAGGUUCUCUUGUCAUUGAUGUUAUUGACCUUUCUUGUAUUUGUAGUCCCUGGGCUAUCUUUUUUUUAAAUUAAAUUAUAAUCUAGUAUUUAGUGUAGCAUUUUAACCCAAUGGAAUUCGAAAGACACGGUAUCUUUAUUUUUUAUCGACACCCGCCUCCGGAAAGUGCCCCCGUCGUUUUCCCGAACAGACGUAUCCCCUCACACUAGAUUUUGCCAUUGCCCAUUUGCGAUCGACCUGCACGUUGCCUCUUCUUGAUUUUCUAAACUGCUUCUGUCCUCCGCUUUUUUUGGUGCGUCUGUUUGAGAUUGUGUAUGUCAAAGUGCAGCAAGAAUGUUUAUUAUUAUAUUGCCAGCAGCAAUGCCUGGGGGUCAGUCGUUAUCGUUUCUAUCUUCGUCUUCAGUCUUGUAUUAUUAUUAUUAUUAUUAUUAAUUUUUUAUUCGUUCGUCACUCUGUCAUAAUCAAUAUCGUUGCUAUUAUUAUUACUGUAGUAUUUAUCUGUGAUUUUGCAAGCACGCAAGGUAUAUUUUCACCAAGAGUACAUAACCCCCCAAGAGUGUGCAACUCCCACAUACCCUGCUGUCCCGACAGAACUUCAAGUUGACGUCAUUAUUUAUGAUGCAAUGCUCCUUCCACCAGUGA